GCGCGGGGGCGGGGGCGGCCGCGCGCUCCCCUCAGCCGCCGCCGUCGCUGUGGAAACGGGCGGGGGCGCGCGGGGGGGCCGCGGCCUGCGGCGGCGCCCGGCUCAGGGGUCAUUCCAUUCUGCGAGCUGUUCUGUGGGAGAGGUGCUGAGAAGUCCACCUUUGCAACCCUGCACUUGGAUAUUUCAUGUACUCAGAAACGCAGCUGAAUGGAACUAAAAGGGCCACAGAUGCAAGAACUUGAACACGUUUCUGAAAGUGUAAGAUGUGUCUGGCAGUGACUUCCUUACCUUAGUAACAAAGAAGAGUAUUUCAACAGGAGCUUAGGAAACCUUUACUCCAACUUAUUAAUGUACUAACUGGAAUGGUGUUCUGACAACAGUUCUCCACAGCAGAGUACGUACCUGCUGCACAACAGUAGUGCUUGCUCUGCUGAUAAUGCAGCUCAAUGGAGGAAAGUAAUGUGUUGAUAAGCAUGCGUGAAGAUCGCUCCUUUCAUGUGCGAUACAGGAUGGAGGCUUCCUGCCUAGAGCUGGCUUUGGAAGGUGAGCGCCUGUGUAAAGCAGGAGACUGCCGAGCGGGUGUGUCUUUCUUUGAAGCAGCUGUUCAAGUGGGAACUGAAGAUUUAAAAACACUCAGUGCUAUUUACAGCCAGUUGGGCAAUGCCUAUUUCUACUUGCAUGAAUAUGCGAAGGCCUUGGAAUACCAUCACCAUGAUUUAACUCUUGCAAGGACAAUUGGAGAUCUACUGGGAGAAGCUAAAGCCAGUGGGAAUCUGGGCAAUACCUUGAAGGUACUUGGAAACUUUGAAGAAGCUAUUGUUUGUUGUCAAAGACAUCUGGAUAUUUCCAGAGAACUUAAUGAUAAGGUUGGAGAAGCUAGAGCACUGUAUAAUCUGGGAAAUGUUUAUCACUCUAAAGGGAAAAAUGUAGCUUGUGCUGGGACUUAUGAUCCAGGGGAACUUCCAGAUGAUGUGAAAAAUGCUUUACAAAAAGCUGCAGAUUAUUAUGAAGAGAACCUGACGAUAGUAACAGAGCUGGGUGAUAGAGCAGCACAAGGACGUGCCUUUGGAAAUCUGGGAAACACACACUACCUUCUGGGCAACUUCAGGAGUGCAGUUUUAGCUCAUGAACAGCGUCUCCUAAUUGCAAAAGAAUUUGGUGACAGAUCAGCAGAAAGAAGAGCGUACAGCAAUCUUGGAAAUGCCUACAUAUUCCUGGGAGAAUUUGAAACUGCUUCUGAAUACUACAAGAGGACAUUACAGCUGGCUCGACAGCUUAAAGACAGAGCUGUGGAAGCACAGGCCUGCUACAGCCUUGGAAACACAUACACUUUGCUUCAAGACUAUGAAAAAGCAAUUGAUUAUCACUUGAAACACCUUGUGAUUGCUCAGGAAUUAAAUGAUAAAAUUGGUGAAGGAAGAGCAUGCUGGAGUUUGGGGAACGCGUACACGGCUCUGGGAAAUCACGACCAGGCUAUGCAUUUUGCUGAGAAGCACUUGGAGAUUUCAAGAGAGGUAGGAGAUAGAAGUGGAGAACUCACUGCUAGACUUAAUCUCUCAGAUCUUCAAAUGGUUCUUGGAUUAAGCUACAGCACAAACAACUCCAUGAUGUCAGAAAGCCACGUGGUAGAUAACAAUUUGAAUGGUACCAGACCCAGAGUAGGACGCCGUCACAGCAUGGAGAACAUGGAACUUAUGAAAUUAACACCAGAAAAGGUUCAGAACUGGAACAGUGAGAUUCUUGCUAAACAGAAACCACUCGUUGCCAAACCUUCAGCAAAACUGCAUUUUGUAAAUCGACUAAAAGGCAAAAAGUUCAAAACCAGCACCGCUUCCAAAGUUUUGCAGGAUGCCAGUAAUUCUAUUGAUCAUCGUCUUCCCAACUCUCAGAGGAGAAACAGUCGCGAGACAAUGGCAGAUGAAGGGUUCUUUGAUCUGCUGAGUCGAUUCCAGAGUAACAGGAUGGAUGACCAGAGAUGCUACUUCCAGGAGAAGAACAGAUUCUCAGCUGCUUCAGUAGCAACAUCCUCUACUCCACCUAAAACAAUAAGAAAAUCCUUUUCUACUUCUGUAGUCUCACCCCACACGGAUGAAUUUCUAGACUUACUUGCCAGCUCCCAGAGCCGCCGCCUAGAUGACCAGCGCGCUAGCUUCAGUAACCUACCUGGACUUCGUCUUAAUCAGCACAACAGUCAGUCAGUCCUGGGGCACUUGAUGGCAAGUAACAACAGAGAACUAGAUGAUGACUUUUUUGAUAUAUUGAUAAAAUGCCAGGGCUCCAGACUGGAUGAUCAAAGAUGUGCUCCUCCAUCAUCUGCAAAAGGACCAACUGUACCAGAUGAGGACUUUUUCAGCCUGAUUUUGCGAGCACAAGCUAAGAGAAUGGAUGAGCAAAGAGUCCACUUACCCUCUGCUAUAAAAGGACCAAGUUCUAGCUGAGGAAAUUAACAGGCUCGUACUGUACACUAGCAUCUUAGGAAUCAAUUAUGUUUGUUGGAAAACAUAAAUGCCUUUUUACAAAAGACUUUAAUUAGUAGUUUUGUCUCCUUUCUAAUCAUUUUUGUAUAAUAGCAGCAUCACGCAUGUGACCAGUAGUUGGAGUUGCCACUGUUCUUUAUAUUGGCAGCUACUUUUAGCAGUGUCUGAGAUACUGAUUACUGUAUCUCCUGCUUAACUGCUCUAGUCUAUGAACAUUAACAUCAUUUUUUUUCUGCCAUCAAGGUAUUCUCAGUGCUGAUGUGUGGACUCUCCCACAUCUAGCGUUAAGACCUAAGUGUAUAUGCUCUUUUUAAAGAAAACUUGAUUUUUUUUUCUGAUUUGUACCUCCCUGGAAAACAGUCCCAUUUUCUUUUAUAAUUUUUUUAAAAAAAUAAAAGUAAUUGAAAUA
Molecule: messenger RNA, 2886 nt
Organism: Cygnus olor (mute swan)
Lineage: Eukaryota; Metazoa; Chordata; Aves; Anseriformes; Anatidae
Gene: GPSM2
Product: G protein signaling modulator 2
Exons: 16
Coding region: 447-2438 (663 amino acids)
Molecular function (GO): protein binding; GTPase regulator activity
Source: RefSeq, a predicted model, not a curated record